AUGCUAAAGCAGGCAUGGAAAAUCAAAAACAGUAAAAAAAUAAAAUUAACCAAUAACAAACCUUAUCAUAGAUCUAGGCCAGCUAAAAAAUUACCCUUCUUAAAUGAUGACACUGAAAAUACUGAAUCCGAAGAUGAAGAUUUCUGUACCGAUGAUUCCGAUGACAAUUAUGGUGGACGACAUCGUAAAAAUCUCAAAAUAACUAAUCAACAAAUAAUAUCAUCAUCAUCCUCUUCUUCAUCAUCAUCAUCAUCGUGUUCGUCUGCAACGUCACCUCAUUCUGAUAAAUAUCAUCAUCAUCAGAAUCAUUCACAUAAUCAACAUCAUAAUCAUCACCAUCACCUGGGACAUGGUAUUAAACGUAAAAAGAUUGAAACUAUUGCGGUGGAUUUGGAUAAUGAUGAUGCCUGCAGUGAAGAUGCCUUCAUACGUAAAAUAGCCAGUGCUCAAAUGCCGGUUGAAAGUUCAACCACAAAUAUGUCCGCUAUUAACACCAGACCGGUACAGUUACAUAAUCAAAGCUCUCAUAUAGCUGCAUCCACUAGCUCAAAAUUUAUUGCCGCCAGUGCUAGAGCUAUGACCAGAGUGGCUCAUAAAAGACAACCGGCCACCCCGCCAAAUAGUGUGGCCACUUCAUCAAAUGGUCGCAUACAAUUGGAAAUUGUUUCACAGCCAGAACAGCAACACAGAGCCAGAUAUCAAACCGAAGGUAGUCGUGGUGCCGUCAAGGAUCGUAGUGGUAAUGGUUUUCCCAUAGUACGUUUAGUGGGCUAUAAUAAGCCCACCUCUUUGCAAGUAUUCAUUGGCACCGACAUUGGCCGUGUUGCUCCACAUAUGUUCUAUCAGGCCUGCAAGGUGGCGGGCAAAAACUCCACGCAAUGUAAUGAAAAGAAAGUCGAUGGUACAGUGGUUAUAGAAAUUGAUUUUAAACCAGAGCAAGAUAUGACUAUAACAUGUGAUUGUGUGGGUAUACUAAAGGAACGCAAUGUCGAUGUUGAACAUCGUUUUCCAGAACAUCUUGCACAAAAGAAUAAAAAGAAAUCAACACGAUGUCGCAUGGUAUUUCGCACGCAAUUAACACACGACGAUGGCACCGUCGAAACACUACAAGUCUGUUCUAAUCCCAUUAUAUGCACUCAACCGCCGGGUGUACCAGAAAUUUGCAAAAAAUCCCUUAACUCUUGCCCAGUCGAUGGUGGUCUGGAAUUAUUUAUAAUCGGUAAAAAUUUUCUCAAAGAUACACAUGUGAUAUUUCAAGAAACCUAUGAAAGUGUCAGUGGCAACAACGAUGAUGAUCUGAAAACAGCCGCUGCAUCAGCAAACGAUAUGUCAAUUAUAGGAGCUGGUCUAUGGGAACAAACAGUGUUGCCCGACAAAGAAUAUUUACAGCAAACCCAUCUAAUAUGCACUGUGCCACCGUAUAUACAUCAAAAUAUAUUAAAACCAGUCACUGUGCAAGUGGCAAUUAUUUCGAGCGGCAAAAAAAGUGAACCCCAUACAUUUGUUUAUACGCCAAAGGGCACCUAUACACCAUUAGCGGCUGCAACUACGCUAAGUAGUACAAAUACAAUACACAGUAGCUUAUCAUCGGCCCAAGAUGGCACUUUUAUGGAUACCACACCUGCCGCAGCAGUGGCAGCGGCCUCCGGCUCGCUCUGGCCUACAACAGAAACUAAACAUGAAAUUGAUGCUGACAUGAUGCCACCACCCAUUACCACACAAAUGCCGAUGGUUGUGAGACGGCCAUCUUUGAAUACUACACAGCCAUUGAUAACGGAACAACAAUUAGUGCAUCUUAAUGCUGUGGUGGCAGCUGAAGCUUUAAAAACUGAACUUUUAGAUGAAACUUCGCAAAACUCUUUGGCUGAUGCUAUACACUCACCCGAAUCUGUGGUGGCGGCUUGCGGUGUGGGAGGACCUCAAAGUCCUACGGCUUUGCAAUAUCAUUCACGUUAUGGUCGCAAGACCAGCAUGGAUGCCAUGAUGUAUGAUAAUAACAGUAUGCAGGGUUUCCCUGUGGCCCCAGCGGCACCCACUACCACACCCAUGGAAGUGGCUGUGGCAGCGGCCGUUGAAAUGGCAGUUAAGAAUGAAAUUGCCAAAGCAGUGUCAGUGGCUAAAGUGGAUAAAUUUAUAACAGAUUUGGCCAAGUCGGCAAAUGUGGCCGAUGCCACGGAUCCAGUGCCAGAACCUUCACUAUUUGGUGUCACCAACAAUGCUGCCAUAGAUCAUGCUCUUACCGAUAUUUUGACUACACCGCAAACCACAGCUGCAGCUGCUGCGGCGGCUGCUGCCGUAGUACUCGAGCGAAGUCUCUCAAAUUCCUCGGCCAGUUCGUCAUCAGCUUCGGGUUCUCCCUUGUCGGGCACUUCUCCUUCCAAUUCACUUACCAGUCACAAUUCACCCAUAACACAAGAUAUUAUCUUGAAUUCCGAACCUUCUGUACAACUAACACCCUCCUUGCCGCUACAACAAUUAAUGCCUACCGGUUCAGCAUCCUCGGUCAGCGUUAAUCCUGAAGUAAGCCAAUCGACCGGUCUAUCCACCGACAUCAUUAUGAACCCCUCCGUCUCGCCUUCCACUAUACUGUGUUCGGACAAUGGGGCUGCCACAGCGGUGGUGCCGAAUAUUAUGGCUCCACAUCAGGUCACCAUGGCCAAUUCCAUACUCAACGAUAUUGCCAUGCAAGCUCAACCCACACAACAAGAUGCUGCUGUGGCAGCGUUGGCCUUAAGCAACAUCAUAAUGACACCGCCCAGUGAUACAACAGUUGCAGUUCCACCCACCCCUUCAUCUAUGCAACCCGAAGUUACCACCGCCACCUCGACGGCCGUUAGUAAUAUGAUCAUUAAAGCAGCAGCCGAUUUUAUAUCCAAUCAAGAACAACAGACCCAACAUCAUCAUCAUUGUCACAGCAAUCAUCAAACGCAUCAGUCACAGCAGCAACAGCAAAUAAUGUCAUCGCAGACUGUUAAUGCGGAUCCAUUGUCGUGUAAUCCUUUGAAUUUGUUAUUAAAUCACUCGGAUGUGUCACCCAAUACACAGACCAAUGUUACGGCCGCCAAUGCUGUUAAUGUCAAUGAAAAUGUGUCAUCACAGUUCCCCGCCUUAGGCAUAACAACACCACCCCAAGAAUCUCUGAUUGUUGCACUGGCCACAGAAAAUGCCCUACAGAAAUCUGUAGCAGCGGCGGCUAUAACCACCAACGGAGCCGUAGUUACCCAAGAAAGACCAGCACCACCCACACCCAAUCUACAUCCAGUGGCGGCGGCAGCAGUUGGAGCCGUAGCAGCUGCUGCAGCAGCAGCUGUUGCUCCACUAGCACCAAUACCCCAAGACUUGACCACUAUGUCGGAUCAGGAUCUUUUAAGCUACAUAAAUCCCAGUACAUUUGAUCAAGUAGUGUCUUUUUUUAAUUGCAGUCUAAGAGAUGAGAAUCACAGUAAUUUGUUCUACAACAACAACAAUAAUAAUCAAGAGGACCAAUAUCAUCGUAAUAAUUGACCUGAAAGAAAAAGAAAAGUUAAAAAGGGGAAAAAAUCACAAAAGAAACU
Messenger RNA from Lucilia cuprina (Australian sheep blowfly), 3554 nucleotides. RefSeq names its product nuclear factor of activated T-cells 5. Gene Ontology annotation, molecular function: DNA-binding transcription factor activity, RNA polymerase II-specific; transcription factor binding; RNA polymerase II cis-regulatory region sequence-specific DNA binding. The transcript is spliced from 10 exons. Lineage: Eukaryota; Metazoa; Arthropoda; Insecta; Diptera; Calliphoridae. Gene Ontology annotation, cellular component: transcription regulator complex. Gene Ontology annotation, biological process: regulation of transcription by RNA polymerase II. Bases 1 to 3504 code for a protein of 1167 amino acids. The record is from RefSeq and is a predicted model, not a curated record.